Molecule: messenger RNA, 2781 nt
Organism: Schizophyllum commune H4-8
Lineage: Eukaryota; Fungi; Basidiomycota; Agaricomycetes; Agaricales; Schizophyllaceae
Product: phosphatidylinositol 3-kinase
Exons: 11
Coding region: 90-2618 (842 amino acids)
Biological process (GO): endocytosis; autophagosome assembly; phosphatidylinositol-3-phosphate biosynthetic process
Cellular component (GO): peroxisome; cytoplasm; phosphatidylinositol 3-kinase complex, class III, type I
Molecular function (GO): 1-phosphatidylinositol-3-kinase activity
Source: RefSeq, a predicted model, not a curated record
CGACAGCCACCACUCGAUUCACUUUUGCCGCAAAAGCUGGAGACAUAACGGACUGUGACGAUAUACUAAGCCGAAGAGACAGAGCCGAUAUGGACAAGGAGGCCAAGGACGACUUUACCUUCGCCAAACUCUCUGAUUUGAACCUGCAUGUGACCUUCCGCAUUUCCAAUUUGGAGGGUAUACGAAGGCCUCACAGCCUGACCGAGAUCCUUGAGAACCCAGACCUCAGAUUUCACGGCGUCCAAUCCCAGACGCUGUCAGAUCUCUACGUGACAUGUCAGCUCGUUGCGAACAACAAGCCGCUGACAAUACCGUUCCGCACGUCCUUCAAGGCGUUCAAGAACAGCUACACGUGGAACGAGUGGAUAACGCUGCCUAUUCGCUACUGCGACCUCCCGCUCAAUGCACAGAUCACCUUCACCGUCUGGGACAUCGCGGGUCUGAGGGCCGCGAUGCCUGUAGGAGGGACGACGUUCCGCCUUUUCGGCAAGAAGUGUACAUUGCGGCGCGGGAAGCACCGGUUACUUUUGUGGCCCAACAUAGAGGCGGAUGGGUCGGUCGAGUCGACAACACCGAGCAAGUUACCCGUGCGCGAUGAGAUGGGGCGCCUGGAGAAGCUUGUGAAGAAGUACGAGCGAGGCGACUUGCCAAAGUCGGACUGGCUGGACAAGCUCGCGUUCAGGAAGAUGGCGGAAGUGCAUGCGGAAGAGACCAAGAAGUCUGAAAACCUGUUUCUGUACAUCGACCUACCACGGUUUGAUUUUCCGGUGAUUUAUAGCGAGAAGGAAGCACCAAAAUUCAAUCCGACUGCGGCCAACCCCUCCCCGCACACUCCCCUAGCCAGCAGCUCGCUCGCGGCCGACGCGCACCUAUGGAGCAUAGUCGACCCUGAUAUGGUGCGGGAGAAUCCGAUCGAGGACAAACAUCAUCGUCUCGUGCGAAGCCACCGCAGCGGCCCCUACGACCGGGAGCUCAAGCCGAACGCAAAGCUCCGUGAUGAACUCGGCAUCAUCCUCAAUUACCCGCCUAGCCGACCUCUGAACUCAGAGGAGAAGGACCUCGUGUGGAAGUUCCGGUUCUACCUGUCGCGUGAUAAGCGCGGGUUGACGAAGUUCUUGAAAUCCGUGCGGUGGAGGGAUAGCUCGGAGGUGAAGCAGGCUGUGGAAGAGCUCUUGCCGCAGUGGACGGAGAUUGACAUUGAUGAUGCGCUGGAACUGCUCGGUCCUUCGACGGUAGACUCUCGUGUGCGGGCCUUUGCUGUCAAGCAGCUCAUGCGGGCGGACGACGAUGAGCUUCUCCUGUACCUACUCCAGCUUGUUCAGGCAUUGAAGUUCGAAAGCGCGGCGAGUGACUCGCGCUCGACACGGUCGACCACGACCGCUAUCUCGUACGAUGACAGUGGGCUAUCCGACUUUCUCAUCGGGCGCGGCGUGCAGAACCUCAUCCUCGGCAACCGGCUGUACUGGUAUCUCAUGGUCGAGGUCGCGUUGGAGGACCGCAUGAUGGCAAAGAUGUACGGGCGGGUGGUGUACAAGUUCAUGAAGAAGGUCACGGAGUCGCCUGAGGGAUCCGAGCGGCGCGAGCUCAUUCGAAGGCAAGGGCUGCUCGUGGAAACACUCGCGAAGCGCGCAAAGGAGCUGCGAAUGUCGAAGGAUCCACGGCCAAAGAAGAUCGAGAAGCUGCGCGCGAUGCUCACCGACUCGAAGGGCGGCCUCGGGACCAUGGCCCCCUUGCCGCUCCCCCUCGAUGCCCGGAUCGAAGUCACAGGCAUUGCCGCGGAGAAGUCCUCCGUCUUCAAGUCGAACCUCUACCCAUUACUUUUGUACUUCCAGUGCACGGACGGCUCCGAGUACCCGGUCAUCUUCAAGGACGGGGACGACAUGCGCCAGGACCAGCUGGUGAUCCAGCUGUUCACGCUCAUGGAUCGCUUAUUGCGGCAGGAGAAUCUGGAUCUGAAGUUGACACCGUACGAUGUGCUGGCGACGGGGCCGCUGCAGGGGAUGGCACGCUUCAUCCCGAGCAAGACGAUUGCGGCGAUCAUGAGCGAGCAUGGGAGUCUGCUGAAUUACCUGCGCGCGAAUAAUCCUGACGAUGGGAGCGUGGGCACUUCGGGCGUGGAACCCAGUGUUAUCGACACGUUCGUUCGCAGUUGUGCUGGCUACUGUGUCGUGACUUACCUACUUGGAGUCGGCGAUCGCCAUCUUGACAAUCUCCUCGUCGCACCCGAUGGUCACUUCUUCCACGUCGACUUCGGCUACAUCCUCGGACGCGAUCCCAAGCCCUUCCCACCUCCCGUCAAAGUGUGUAAGGAGAUGGUCGACGGCAUGGGCGGUGCGCAGUCACCGCACUACGCGCGCUUCAAGAACUUCUGCUUCACUGCUUUCACCAUCCUGCGCAAGAGUGCCAACCUCAUCCUGAACCUCGUCGCCUUGAUGGUGGACGCGAAUAUACCCGAUAUCAAGCAUCGCGAUGUGCACGAGCAGAUACAGGACAAGUUCCGGCUCGACUUGACGGAGGAGGAGGCGAUCAAGCACUUCGAGACGUUGUUGAACGAGACGUCGUACUUCACGGUCGUUCUGGAUCGUAUUCACGAUAUCGCCCAGUAUUGGCGCAGUUGAUUGUACAGUAUGUAUGGAUUCUCCUGGUCACUUCUGCGAUUUUGUGGAUAUCGCCCCCUAAACUGCGUUCCGUAUCGGUCAGUACGUGGGCAGCCAAUCGCGGAUAUGAUGUUGUUGAGUCCUUGGGUACCCGCCCGGUCUCUUCGACCAGCGCUAAUCCAUA